UGCGUCGCCUUCAUUGGAUCGAUCUCGUCGUGAAUCCAACCAGCUGCCGCCUCCGCCUCACAGUCCCACUGACUAGUAAUAAGGAGGAGAGGAAUGGGGCGGCGCGCGUGGCAGCUGGCCGCGGCGGCGGCUAUCGUGGCCGUGCUCGGCGCGGCGGCGGUGCGGCCGGCCGGGGCGGCGCCGCAGGUGCCGUGCUACUUCAUCUUCGGGGACUCGCUGGUGGACAACGGCAACAACAACUUCAUCGUGUCGAUGGCGCGCGCCAACUACCCGCCCUACGGGAUCGACUUCGCCGGCGGGCCCUCCGGCCGCUUCAGCAACGGCCUCACCACCGUCGACGUCCUCGCCAAGCUUCUGGGCUUCGACGACUACAUCCCCCCGUUCGCCGGCGCAAGCAGCCAGCAGCUCCUCACCGGCGUCAACUUCGCCUCCGCCGCCGCCGGCAUCCGGGAGGAGACCGGCCAGCAGUUGGGCGGGCGCAUCAGCUUCAGCGGGCAGGUGCGGAAUUACCAGUCGGCGGUGCAGGAGCUGGUGAGCAUCCUGGGCGACGAGGACUCGGCGGCGACGCACCUGAGCCGGUGCCUCUUCACGGUGGGCAUGGGCAGCAACGACUACCUCAACAACUACUUCAUGCCGGCCUUCUACAGCACGGGCAGCCGCUACACCCCGGAGCAGUACGCCGACGCGCUGGCCGCCGACUACGCCCGGCUCCUGCAGGCCAUGUACGGCUACGGCGCCCGGAAGGUGGCGCUGAUGGGCGUGGGGCAGGUCGGGUGCAGCCCCAGCGAGCUGGCGCAGCGGAGCCCCAGCGGCGUCGCCUGCGUCGAGGAGAUCGACGGCGCCGUCCGGCUCUUCAACCGGCGGCUCGUCGGCCUCGUCGACCGCUUCAACGCGCUCCCCGGCGCGCACUUCACCUACGUCGACGUGUACGGCAUCUUCGAGGACCUCAUGCGCUCCCCCGGCGCGCACGGGCUCAGGGUCACCAACGCCGGGUGCUGCGGGGUGGGCAGGAACAACGGGCAGGUGACGUGCCUCCCGUUCCAGACGCCCUGCGCCAACCGCCACGAGUACCUCUUCUGGGACGCCUUCCACCCGACGGAGGCGGCCAACGUCCUCGUCGGCCAGCGGAUAUACAGCGCCAGGCUCGCCUCCGACGUCCACCCCGUCGACAUCCGGACGCUCGCGCGGCUCUAGAUCGAGCUGCAGGGCCAGGGCCCGCCGUGUCAGCCGCAGAGCUUAUGUAUAUCGAUCAUAUAUAGGCUUCGGUUUCUUCUAUCUGUGAAUUAGUUGUGUGGGACAGAUACAUACCAUCGUGUGGGCGUGACCCAAAAGGGUUCUUCUUGGGGUACGACGUGCACAGCGUAUAGGCAAACUGCAAAUUUAUGGUACUCCAUCCGUUCUAAAUUAUAAGUCAUUCUAAAAAUCUUGGAGAGUCAAAUUUUUUCAAGUUUGAUCAAAUUUAUAUGACAAGAUAAUAACAUUUAUGAUACCAAUUAAGUAUCAUUAGAUUUCUUGUUAGCUAUAUUUUCAUAUUGCACCUAUUUGAUGUCAUAAAUUUUUAUAUUUCUCUCUAUAAUUUUGGUCAAACUUUGAGAUAGUUUGACUCUUCAAAAUUCUUGGAAUGACUUAUAAUUUGGAACGGAGGGAGUACCGUUUUCAAAGUGAUGUGUAACUUUUUAAGUAGAUUGGCAUUUUGCCAUUUGGGAAACCAUGUACGGUUUGGUUGAGUAAA
This is a messenger RNA of Panicum virgatum (switchgrass), 1732 nucleotides long. Its product is annotated as GDSL esterase/lipase At5g45670-like. The record is from RefSeq and is a predicted model, not a curated record. Gene Ontology annotation, molecular function: hydrolase activity, acting on ester bonds. Lineage: Eukaryota; Viridiplantae; Streptophyta; Magnoliopsida; Poales; Poaceae. The transcript is spliced from 3 exons. The coding region runs from base 94 to 1194 and encodes 366 amino acids.